CCUAAUUAGAGAUUUUUGUCAAUUAGGAAUUGGCACCAAAUAUUAUAUUACCGAGUGCCCAUUUCUCUUCUUCUUUUCCGGAUUGAUUGAUCAGGAAGAAGAAGAAAUAAACUAGAAGAGUCGCACAGAAACAUCCUGAAUUCGGGGAGAGGCAUUGCGGAGGCAUUUCAGCGUAAUCAUGCAUGACAAAAUGUCAUGACUGGGCUGAUGUAAUGCAACAUUUUCUUCCAGUGGAUGUUGAAGAUAGAUUGGAUGGUGGUGGUAAGGAGAUGAUAGAAGCAUCUGUAAUGGCGGACUUGACGUCAUGUGAAGUUGACAGAAAAGGAGAACCCUAUGAAGGUAUGAUAUUCGAGACGGAAGCUGCUGCUAGAGCUUACUAUGAAGAAUAUGCUGGCCGGGCAGGUUUCUUGACCCGUGUUUUAUCAUCUCGUAAGUCAGAACGUGAUGGGUCAUUAAUAUCACGUGGGCUAGGAUGUAGAAACAUUCUUCAUGUUCAAAAGUCAGGUAGUCUUUCCAAUGAAACCAGAGAAAAACGGAGAGAUGGUUGUACUGCAAUGCUCCUAGUAAAGAAAGAGAGUGCUGGGAGGUGGAUUGUUCGGAAGUUUGUGAGAGACCAUAAUCAUCCUUUGGUAGUUUCGUUGCCUAAGAGACGCCCUACAUUUGACGAGAAAGAUAAAAGGAUUCAAGAAUUAACUGCAGAACUCCGGGUAAAGAAACGUCUAAGUUCAGCAUAUCGUGAACAGCUACUUAUUCUCAUGAAGGAUGUUGAAAACCAUAAUGAUCAUUUGACAUCGAAAGUGCAAAUUAUCCGUAAUAAUCUAAAGGAACUUGAAGCAAGAAGGCAGGAGCUUUUGAACCACAAUAAACCAAGCUCAUAAGAUUGGAUGCUACUCACUGAUGUCAUUACUAAAAUUUAUUUCCAAUUUUAUCUCAUUUCUUUCCAAGAAGAUUUGCUUGGCAUGGCCAACAAGAGUAAUGUUUGGUCUUGGGCAAGUAUUUGAAUCAGGAAUGGGAAGUUCUUGGAUUUUUAACUGUUACUGGACUUUAAUCUUGGUUAUCCUCCAACUCAAGUUGGUUUUGACAGCCUGUGCUUGGUGAUGAAAAACGAGUCAUGGGAGAGGCUUAUGAAAGUGUUCAGGGACAGAAUGAUGGUGAUAAUUGUAAUGUUUCUGGAUGUUGGUAACUCUGCUGCUAUGGGUGGUUGGACAAAUGAGCCGAUAAUUCACGGAUGAGAAUAAAUUGUUCUGUAGAGCUUGUUUUACUUUUCCAGUCCCCUAUGGCUUGUGUAUAAUCUCGGUGAUGACAGAUUGAGAUGUUUUAAAAUGCCUUCUGAGUUAUGAGCUGCUAUUCGUUCCACUAAUGUCUGCUAAAGUUGUAAUGAUAGUGAAAUAAUUGCUAUAUGCAUUCCCUGGAAUAGAAGUUUGAUGAGUGAAUUCGAAGGAUGAAAUUUGAUGAAAAGAAUGCCAUGUUAAGUAUUAGUUAAGUAGUUUCAUGUACAGUUUAUUUCUACAGUAUUAGUUAAGUUAUUAAAGUGAGUUUAUUAAUUUAUAAUUAAGGAAGCUCUUUCUAUAAGGUGUUGAGAGUAAAUGAGCUGAUUGUUAUAUUCCAUUCAUCCACUAACGUAAGGGGAAAGCCACCAUAGGGCAUAGAGAGUUUCUCUUCUGGACAUUGAACUGAGAGUUUCUCUUCUGGACAAUGAACUGAGAGUUUCUCUUCUGGACAUUGAACUCCAUGUUUAGGUUAACCCAAAAAAGAUUUCUUGGGUGAAUUUGGUGAUUCUUUUGAGUAUUUGAGUACAGCAUGAAUACAAUUCUUAUUUUUACCCUCAAUUAGGAGAAGUGGACUGCGCUUGUAUAAUAGAGAACAAGUUGAGUUCCUACCCUCUCAAUUUACUUGUUUGCUAAAUAACCAUCAUUGCUUCGUCUACUGCAACUGCCCUUGCUGCUGCCACCUCCACUUGUAAUGAACCAUAAUGCACCUCCUGUUCUACUCCAAGUGUCACCGACUACACCCUUUUUGGUAACAACCAGAAAUGCCUCCGACUGUUGCUCUAUUUUGGAGCCAUAUACUCUGAGGGAGAGAAGAGAAGAAAGUUGUUAGAACUAUCCAACCAACUAGUUUGACAUCAAUAUAAAUCACAAUAUCUUAAAUAAGUUAGAAAUUAGUGAUAAUUAUAUUUACACACCUUGACCUAUGGUUUGUUAACACAAACCACCCCCUGCCUUUUGGAUAAUUGCACAUACACCCAUCAUAAAUGUCAAGAUCAUUUACACAAGCCACG
This is a messenger RNA of Sesamum indicum (sesame), 2281 nucleotides long. Its product is annotated as Far-red impaired responsive (FAR1) family protein. The record is from RefSeq and is a predicted model, not a curated record. Lineage: Eukaryota; Viridiplantae; Streptophyta; Magnoliopsida; Lamiales; Pedaliaceae.